Molecule: messenger RNA, 399 nt
Organism: Photinus pyralis (common eastern firefly)
Lineage: Eukaryota; Metazoa; Arthropoda; Insecta; Coleoptera; Lampyridae
Product: dopamine receptor 1-like
Exons: 2
Coding region: 1-399 (132 amino acids)
Biological process (GO): adenylate cyclase-activating adrenergic receptor signaling pathway
Cellular component (GO): membrane
Molecular function (GO): G protein-coupled receptor activity
Source: RefSeq, a predicted model, not a curated record
AUGAUUACCAAUGAUACGGAAGUAGAGGAAAGUGGUGAUCCUGAAGAUCAGGAUCCUGUAACUGUUCUGUCUAUAUUACUAGUUGGAGUCUUCCUGUCGUUACUAAUAUUCCUCUCAAUCGCCGGCAACAUUUUAGUCUGCGUUGCCAUAUACACAGAUCGUGGACUUCGUAGGAUAGGAAACCUUUUUCUAGCAUCACUAGCAAUAGCGGACCUUUUUGUGGCCUCAUUAGUAAUGACGUUCGCUGGAGUCAACGAUCUCCUGGGAUAUUGGAUAUUUGGAGCGCAAUUCUGCGAUACAUGGGUGGCUUUUGACGUAAUGUGUUCCACGGCGAGCAUACUAAAUCUUUGCGCCAUCUCCUUAGAUAGAUACAUACAUAUUAAAGACCCCCUAAGGUAA